UUAUAUAAUAAUCGAAAACAGAGUAGGCCCACGUCGGAUGUUGCAUUAGGUGUUUCAGAGCAUCUUCUUCCUCGUGAGCUUUUCAUUCUGUUUAAGCUGAUAAACUGUAGGAGCCAUUAUUAUUUCUUGCCCAUGAUGGAGCCACGUGACGUAUGAUAAUAAAUCAUAUACACACACCUUCUUUGCUCUCUGUUCUGUGCAAGAGUAGCAGAGCAUUGAACUUGGAAGGCUUGAAGGAAUUAUUUCCUAAAAGAAAGGAAAAGAUGGGGUUUCUAGAUCUUUUGAUGAUUGCUUCGAUGCCAGUUCUGAAGACGCUCCUUGUGACUGCACUUGGAUUAUAUCUUGCGCUUGAAAGUGUUGAUGUAAUGGGGGAGAGCGCAAGGAAGCAAUUGAAUAGAGUUGGAUAUUUCGUGUUUAGUCCGGCACUAGUUGGCAGCACCCUGGCCAGGACAGUUACUUCGGAGAACAUUGCCCAAUUGUGGUUCAUGCCGGUCAAUAUCCUGAUUACGUUUAUCAUUGGAUCUGCACUGGGGUGGAUACUUGUAAAAUUCACUCGGGCACCUCACCAUGUGAAAGGCCUUAUACUGGGUUGCUGUGCGGCUGGAAAUUUGGGACAUUUGCCUUUGAUUAUUAUCCCAGCAUUAUGCAAAGAGCAAGGCAGUCCAUUCGGAGUGCCUGAUGUUUGCCAGAAAUAUGGAAUGGCUUACGCUUCAAUUACUAUGGCGGUGGGAGCUGUUUAUUUGUGGUCUUAUGUUUUUAACCUUGUGCGGGUGUCUGCAAGAAAUAUAACAAGAGGAGACGAGAAGUCAGAUGCAUCGGUGGAGAAUACAGAAUCUACAACAGAUACGAAGAAGUGUAUCCAAGAGUGCCCUGAAGCACUUCUUCCAUCAACAAAGUGCACUUCUACUGGUAACUUGGAUGAAUCGAUGCUUCCUUUGGUAAAACCCGAGGUGAAUAGCCAGGUUUCAACUUGGGGCAGAAUAAAGAAUUGCUUAACAAAGAUCUCAAAGAAUAUCAAUCUUCAGACGUUGUUGGUACCAUCAACCAUUGCAGCAAUUGUUGGAUUUAUUGUGGGUGUUGUUCCACGCAUCAGAGGUUUACUGAUUGGCGCUGGUGCUCCCUUAAGGGUUGUAGAAGACUCUGCUUCUUUACUGGGGGAUGCAGCCAUUCCUGCUGUUACCUUGAUUAUGGGAGGAAAUCUUCUCAGAGGAUUGAGGGGUUCGGGCGUUCAGCUCUCUCUGAUUGCUGGAGUCGUAGUGAUUCGGUACAUCUUACUUCCCGUCAUUGGGAUCGUUAUCGUGAAAGGUGCACUGUACUUUGGUCUGGUGCAUGAAGAUCCACUCUAUCUGUUUGUUCUCCUUCUACACUAUGCCCUUCCUCCGGCUACGAACAUAGGCACGAUGACCCAGUUGUUUGGAGCAGGUGAGAGCGAGUGUUCUGUUGUGAUGCUGUGGACGUACGCCUUGGCUUCGGUUGCCCUAACGGUUUGGUUAACCAUCUUCAUGUGGCUAGUAACUUGACUUUCUUUUGGCUUAACUUCCUUCAUGGAGGGUGGCUACAUUUUUCCUCACGUUCGAGAUCAAUUCAGCGACAAAUGUGGGAAAUAGGGCAUCACUGCUUUCGCGCGUUAACCACGACACUCAUCAUCAUUCUUUCCCGGCUGCAACUGUGCACAGCCGAGUUACACCGCUGGAAAUUUGGUCGUUCCCUGUCGGCAACAGCAUUGAGAUGUACUUUUAUUCAGCUUAUCAGCCUGAUUUUGCAUUUUGGCAAGAGGCCUGCUUGCAGUGAUGGUGCUUGUUCACGAUGUGAGUGAAUAAGGAAAUUACUCAUGCUACUGUCACCUCCACAUCUUCUAUCUGGGCACUGACUAUAUUCCUGGUUCUUUUGAAAAUAGGAUGGUAUAGUAGGACCUAAGUUUUCGUAUACAUGAGUGCAAAAAGCUUGCAACUGAACCAGCAUUAUGAAAAAUUGGUCAAUACGUGCUGCAUAUGUUACGAGCUGAGCCGAGCGUGUUCGCUUCGCCUUA
Molecule: messenger RNA, 2029 nt
Organism: Eucalyptus grandis
Lineage: Eukaryota; Viridiplantae; Streptophyta; Magnoliopsida; Myrtales; Myrtaceae
Product: protein PIN-LIKES 3
Exons: 12
Coding region: 153-1520 (455 amino acids)
Biological process (GO): endoplasmic reticulum to cytosol auxin transport
Cellular component (GO): membrane
Source: RefSeq, a predicted model, not a curated record